AUGGCCCGUCCAAACGCCCUUUUCAACCACAUUGCACUGUCGGUCCCCGAUGCGCAAGCUGCUGUGGAUUGGUAUACCAAAUUGUUCGGGCUCGAGGUGCUCGUACCAGUGAUAACCCAAAAAGCGACAGACCCAGAUGGCCCGACUUUACGAAAAAUAUAUGGACCGCAGGCGAAUGAGAUGAAAAUGGCUAUUCUAUCAUGCGGAAACGAUGUUGGCCUAGAGAUAUUCGAGUUCGUCGAUCCACCUUACAGCGGGCCAAAUCCUAAAACCGAAUGGAACGCCCACGCGUAUACGAGGGGCGGCGCGUUUCACUUCAGUCUUACCGUACAAAACGUGGAUGAAAAGGUUGAUGAGGUCGUCAAAGCCGGCGGUUCAGUUAUUGGCGAGGUAAUAGAACUUGCCCCUGGGACUAGAGUUUGCUAUACGCAGGAUCCGUGGGGCAAUGUUGUGGAGCUGCUGGACCUCACAAUCAACCAGCUAUACUUGAAAGUCUUUGCGGGCGGGGCACGAGGUUGA
Messenger RNA from Pyricularia pennisetigena, 519 nucleotides. RefSeq lists its product as uncharacterized. The transcript has 2 exons. The record is from RefSeq and is a predicted model, not a curated record. The coding region runs from base 1 to 519 and encodes 172 amino acids. Gene Ontology annotation, molecular function: methylmalonyl-CoA epimerase activity. Gene Ontology annotation, biological process: L-methylmalonyl-CoA metabolic process. Lineage: Eukaryota; Fungi; Ascomycota; Sordariomycetes; Magnaporthales; Pyriculariaceae.